Molecule: messenger RNA, 3381 nt
Organism: Trichophyton verrucosum HKI 0517
Lineage: Eukaryota; Fungi; Ascomycota; Eurotiomycetes; Onygenales; Arthrodermataceae
Exons: 4
Coding region: 1-3381 (1126 amino acids)
Biological process (GO): mitotic sister chromatid cohesion
Cellular component (GO): chromosome
Molecular function (GO): cohesin loader activity; protein binding; ATP hydrolysis activity
Source: RefSeq, a predicted model, not a curated record
AUGUUCAUCAAGCAAAUAAUUAUCCAAGGCUUUAAGAGAGCUUUUGCUAACGGCAUAUUGUAUAAUAGCUACAAAGAUCAAACGGUCAUUGAACCGUUCUCUCCAAAGCACAAUGUGAUUGUUGGUCGUAAUGGCUCUGGCAAAAGUAAUUUCUUUGCUGCCAUUCGGUUCGUUCUUAGUGAUGCCUAUACACACAUGGGAAGGGAAGAGCGCCAGGCGCUGCUACAUGAGGGCUCGGGCUCUGCGGUUAUGUCAGCGUACGUUGAGAUUAUAUUCGACAAUUCGGAUGACCGUUUCCCAACAGGCAAGGAUGAACUCAUACUACGCCGUACCAUCGGUUUAAAGAAGGAUGAAUACACCUUGGACCGGAAGAAUGCCACCAAGUCUGAUGUCAUGAAUCUACUGGAGUCUGCUGGAUUCUCGAGGUCAAACCCCUAUUACAUCGUCCCACAGGGUCGAGUGACAACUUUGACAAAUAUGAAGGAUUCUGAACGGCUAGUACUUCUGAAAGAAGUCGCAGGAACUCAGGUUUAUGAAGCGCGUCGUACGGAAUCUCUAAAGAUAAUGAACGAGACCAACAAUAAACGAGCAAAGAUUGAUGAAUUGCUGGAUUAUAUCAACGAGAGGCUUGGGGAGCUUGAGGAAGAAAAGGAUGAACUUAGGAAUUUUCAGGAGAAGGAAAGGGAGAGACGGUGCCUUGAAUACACCAUUUAUUCUCGAGAACAAGCUGAGAUCGCGAGCGCUUUGGAAAGCAUUGAUGACCAAAGACAAGCUGGAGUUGAGGAUACGGACGCCAAUAGAAACAGGCUGAUGCAGGGAGAAAAUGACAUUGCUCAAAUAGACACCCAAAAGGCAGAGCUUAGGCAGCAAAUGGAGCUUCUAAAGCUAGAAAAGGACCAACUGGAAGAUGAUAGGCGCGAUGCAUCUCGAGCACUCGCGCAAGCUGAAUUACAGCGGAAAUCCCUGUCAGAAGGCCAGAGCGCUGCUCAAAGGUCAAAGGCGGAGCGUGAGGCGAACGUCGAACGAGUGAACGCUGCCAUCAAGGAGCGUGAAGAAGAGCUAAGUACAUUGCUUCCUCAAUUCAAUGAAAUGAAAGAACAGGAAGACCAGGCCAAAUUCAGUUUGAAUGAGGCUGAAACAGGCAGACAGCGUCUAUAUGCAAAGCAAGGGCGAAUAUCCAGGUUCCGAAACAAAGGGGAACGUGAUAAUUGGCUACAGAGUGAAAUACAGAAUACUUAUGCCCAAGUCUCUACUGUUAAGGCCGUUCGAAUGCAGACCACCAAGGAAAUCCAAGAACUCGAAAAUGACAUCGCCCUUCUGGAGCCAGAGGUUGAGAAACUUCGAAAGGAAGCUGAUGGCUGGGGUGACAACCUUCAAUCUAUUGAUCAAGAAGUUCAAACCGCAAAGGAUGAACGGGAUAGGCUAAUUGAUCAGCGAAAAGAGCUGUGGAGAGAAGAGGCUAAGCUAGACUCAAUUCUCACCAAUGCUACCCAUGAAGUAGAAAGAGCAGAAAGAGCACUUGCCCACAUGAUGGACCAAAAUACCAGCAGGGGCCUUGCAGCAGUACGACGAAUCAAACGUCAAUAUAACCUUGAGGGUGUUUAUGGAACGCUUGCAGAGUUAUUUGACGUUAGCGAUAGAUAUCGUACGGCCGUUGAAGUCACCGCUGGUCAGAGCCUCUUCCAUUAUGUUGUCGAUACGGAUGAGACAGCUACCAAAGUCCUAGAGAUAUUGCAAAAGGAAAAGUCAGGAAGAGUCACUUUCAUGCCAUUAAACAGACUUAAGCCGAGAGCUAGCAAUAUUCCUCGGGCUAGUGACACAAUUCCAAUGAUUGAAAAACUGCAAUACGACCCUCAGUAUGAGCCCGCUUUUCAACAAGUUUUUGGGAGGACGAUUAUCUGCCCUAAUCUUCAGAUCGCAUCCCAGUAUGCUCGCAGCCAUGGCGUUAAUGCCAUUACUCCUGAAGGUGAUCGAUCCGACAAGCGCGGUGCUCUUACUGGUGGUUUCCAUGAUUCAAGGAAGUCUCGACUUGAUGCGACAAAGAACGUUGCGAAAUGGCGAGACGAGUACGAUGCGAAGAAGGCUCGUGGGGGAGAGAUUCGGCGUGAGCUGGAGAAGAUGGACCAAUUGAUUACACAGGCAGUUGGUCACCUUCAAAAAGCAGAGCAAAAACGCCAGCAGCUCCACUCCAGCAAUGGUCCCUUACGACAAGAGCUCAAGAGCAAGCGGGAUCUAUUGCACAACAAAACUGAUGCUCUUGAGGCAAAGCGGCGCGCUCUUAAGAAUAUUGAAGCCAAUAUCGAUUCACUCACUAGCCAAAUAGCAGCUCAUGAGGAGGAACUUGCGACACCCUUUGAGAAAGCACUUUCAAAUGCCGAGGAGGCACGGUUAGAGAGUCUCAACUCUAUGGUGCAGGAUCUUCGGCGAGAGCAUGCCGCACUAUCUAGUAGCCGCAGUGAGCUAGAAACCCGGAAAUCAAUCUUAGAAGUUGAGUUACGUGAAAACCUUUAUCCACAGCUGGAUCACCUAGCUGGCCAAGGUCUAGAUGUUGGGGAAGAGACUGCUCAGGGGAACUUAAAGGAGAGCGAGAGGGAGGUCAAGAAACAACAGAAGGCACUCGAGAAACUCAGCCAGAAGCUUCAAAAACUGGAGAAUACCAUAGAACAACAAAACAACGAAGCUUCACAACUCGAACAGCGUCGAGCGGAUAUAAAACGUGAGCUGGAGGAAUUCGCUAAAUCCAUCGAAAAGCACCAACGCCGUAUGGAAAAGAGUAUGCAGAAAAAGGCAGCCUUGACUGCUCAAGCUUUGGAAUGCAGCGCUAACAUUCGCGACCUCGGAGUGCUUCCCGAUGAGGCUUUUACUAAAUUCAAAAACACAGACUCCAACACAAUUGUCAAGAGGUUGCAUAAAGCUAAUGAAGCUCUCAAGAAAUAUUCUCAUGUGAACAAGAAGGCGUUUGAGCAAUACAACAGCUUCACGAAGCAGCGAGAGACUCUUACCAAACGUCGAGAGGAACUUGAUGCAUCCCAUAAGUCCAUUGACGAGCUGAUUAUGAUCUUGGAUCAAAGAAAGGAUGAAGCCAUUGAACGAACCUUCAAGCAGGUUUCGAGAGAGUUUGCAAGGAUAUUUGAGAAGCUAGCCCCCGCCGGUCGAGGACGACUUAUCAUCCAGAGGAAAACCGAUGCUGCCACUCGACAGCAAGAGGACAUGGACUCCGAUGAGGAGGAGGCUCGCCGUAGUGUGGAGAACUACAUCGGAGUUGGCAUCAGUGUUAGUUUUAACAGCAAACACGAUGAUCAGCAGAGGAUCCAGCAGCUUAGUGGUGGCCAAAAGAGUAUAUAUAUCCAUUUGACUCUCAAUUAUAAAAAGAAAGGCUAA